Rana temporaria (common frog) is the source of this 1251-nucleotide messenger RNA. Its product is annotated as enoyl-[acyl-carrier-protein] reductase, mitochondrial-like. Gene Ontology annotation, molecular function: trans-2-enoyl-CoA reductase (NADPH) activity. Gene Ontology annotation, cellular component: mitochondrion. The transcript is spliced from 10 exons. Lineage: Eukaryota; Metazoa; Chordata; Amphibia; Anura; Ranidae. The record is from RefSeq and is a predicted model, not a curated record. Gene Ontology annotation, biological process: fatty acid metabolic process. The coding region runs from base 105 to 1199 and encodes 364 amino acids.
CUUACAGAGUUCUUCAUCCAUACAGUAAUACAGACAAACACAUAAGCAUCGCUUCUCCUUUUGUUUAAACGGAUGCAGCUUUCUUAUAGAGAACAUUGAAAGGAAUGCUUGUCUUCAGACCACUUCUGUCUAGAAGAACCCCUGUGUGCCAUUGCAAUGCCUGGAAAAUCAUUGAACAGCGGUCCUACCAGACAUCCUGUGAGGCUCUUAUCUACCGGAGACACGGUCCUUAUGCUGAUGUCUUAAAGCUAGAAAAUAUUCCCAUUCCUUACACUGGCCAUGAUGAUAUCCAUAUCAGGAUGUUGGCUGCUCCAGUUAAUCCUGCAGAUGUUAACAUGUUACAAGGAAAUUAUGGGAUUUUACCCCACUUGCCAGCAGUAGGUGGCAAUGAAGGAGUUGGAGAAGUAAUUCAAGUUGGUCAUGAAGUAAAAAGCAUAAAACCAGGACAAUGGGUGGUUCCAAUUGACUGUGGCUUUGGUACAUGGAGGACUGAAGCAGUUUGCAAAGCAAAUGAAGUGAUUCCAGUUGCCAAAGAUAUCUCUGUGAUAAGCGCAGCCACACUCAGUGUAAACCCAUGCACUGCAUAUAGAAUGUUGAUGGACUUUGUGGCUCUGAGACCUGGUGAUACUGUCAUUCAAAAUGGUGCAAACAGUGGUGUGGGACAAGCUGUGAUACAGAUUUGUGGAUCAAUGGGAGUGAAUACUAUUAACAUCAUUAGAGACAGGUCUAACUUGAGUGAAACAAUAAAAAAACUGAACUCACUUGGUGCUAACUAUGUUAUUACUGAGGAUAUGCUACACAAUGAAGAAAUGGCAAAUCUCUUUAAGGUAGUUGAAAGGCCUAAAUUAGCUCUCAACUGUGUAGGUGGAAGCAGUGCUGGAAACCUUUUCUGCCAUCUCAAGGAUGGAAGCACUAUGGUCACAUACGGAGGAAUGUCAAGAAAGCCCACACCUUUACCUGCUAAAGCAUUAAUAUUUAAAAAUAUCAGAAUCUGUGGCUUCUGGAUGACACAGUGGAAAAGAAACAAUUUACAUGAUCCAACAAAACUCAUGACAAUGGUGUCAGACUUGACAGAAAUGAUAAGAAAAGGACAACUGUCAGAACCCAGUUGCACAAAAGUACCGUUUUGUGACUUCAGCAAAGCACUGCAAGCCACCAUGGAUCCUCACACUAACAAACAUGUACUGAUCAUGAAUUAACAUUUUAAAGCCCAAUAACAACUGUUUUGGAUAAUACAUUUUUGGGAAAUUA